AGCUGUUCCCUGUAAACUUACAUAAGCAGACCCGUAACCUCGGUGAUUAGCGGACGUUCCCGAACCAACAAUUGGGACCGGUUUCAGCCUUCGGUGCGUCCGCUGCCGUCCGUCAACCACUUUCUUCACCUUUUAGCACAAAGCAUUUGCUGUACAACAUCUCCUUCCUGUGAGCUCAUACCCCAAGUUGAUGAUGAACAGAGUAUUGCUCUCCAGUGCCAGACGUCUCAGUGCGAGACAGGCGUCUCCAAUUGUGUCCAAGAGGCUGUUUUCGUCUUCUGUCUACCAAUUCCAGGCCCAGAAGAAGGCCAAUGACAAGAAGACAUCGGACCAACAGCCAAAGGGCUCGUCCAAUAGGGGCAAAGUGGCCGUGUUGCUCGGGUUGUUGGCCAUUGGGUCCACUGUGCUGUCCUUGUCUUACCAGAAGAGUGCUCCUACAGAGCUCGUUGAGCCUGAGAAGAAGAAGACAAAGGCGUUCAAGGACGGUGAAGUCAACGUGAUUUUUGUCCUUGGUGGACCAGGUUCCGGUAAGGGUACCCAGUGCAACAGGCUGGUUGAGCACCACAAGUUCGUUCACCUGAGUGCCGGAGAUCUGCUGAGAGCAGAGCAGAACAGAGAGGGCUCCCAGUACGGAGAACUCAUCUCCAAAUGCAUCAAGGACGGUGUGAUCGUCCCACAAGAGGUCACCGUGGGCUUGUUGAAGAAUGCCAUGAAAGAGGCGUACGCCAACGGCAAGACGAGGUUCCUCAUCGACGGCUUCCCGAGAAAAAUGGACCAGGCCAUCAUCUUUGAGGAUGAAAUCGCCACCAGCUCCUUCACGAUCUUCUUUGAAUGCCCAGAACAAGUUAUGCUGCAACGUUUGCUCGAAAGAGGAAAGACCUCAGGCAGAUCAGACGACAACAUCGAGUCCAUCAAGAAGAGAUUCAAGACCUUUAUCGAGACAAGCUAUCCGGUGGUUGAGUACUUCGACAAGCAGGGCAAAGUUGUCAAGUUGCAGUGUGACCAUCCAGUCGAGGUUGUUUACUCCCAGGUUGAGAAGGCCAUUGCCGACAAGAUAGGCUCCUUCUAGCACCUGCCACAAGCUGUGACAACCUGCUCUAGAAUAGAAACCACGCACUAUGUCGGCUGAAUGUAUUAAAUGUAGAUUAAUCUCCUUUCAUCGACCUCUUUACCAAUCACAUGUUGAUGUUUU
Williopsis jadinii is the source of this 1192-nucleotide messenger RNA. Its product is annotated as bifunctional uridylate/adenylate kinase. The coding region runs from base 191 to 1069 and encodes 292 amino acids. The transcript has a single exon. Gene Ontology annotation, biological process: 'de novo' pyrimidine nucleobase biosynthetic process; UDP biosynthetic process; CDP biosynthetic process. NCBI's taxonomy places the organism in Eukaryota, Fungi, Ascomycota, Saccharomycetes, Phaffomycetales, Wickerhamomycetaceae. Gene Ontology annotation, cellular component: cytoplasm; nucleus. Gene Ontology annotation, molecular function: ATP binding; UMP kinase activity. The record is from RefSeq and is a predicted model, not a curated record.